This is a messenger RNA of Phycodurus eques (leafy seadragon), 5574 nucleotides long. It is a transcript of the gene lpin1a, whose product is annotated as lipin 1a. The record is from RefSeq and is a predicted model, not a curated record. NCBI's taxonomy places the organism in Eukaryota, Metazoa, Chordata, Actinopteri, Syngnathiformes, Syngnathidae. The transcript has 23 exons. The coding region runs from base 154 to 2931 and encodes 925 amino acids. Gene Ontology annotation, biological process: triglyceride biosynthetic process; fatty acid catabolic process; positive regulation of transcription by RNA polymerase II. Gene Ontology annotation, molecular function: transcription coactivator activity; phosphatidate phosphatase activity. Gene Ontology annotation, cellular component: nucleus; mitochondrial outer membrane.
CGACGCAGCCUUGAGUCGAGGAUGAAAAAACAAACAAACAAACACGCGAGCAUGUAGCAGAGGGAUGUUUGUGAUCAUGUUUGACCUGAGGACACCCAGGUAACGCAUUUAAACGCCUCACUUCCAGCGGAGCCUGCCGAUCAUUUGUAGACCAUGAAUUAUGUGGGUCAGCUGGCGGGCCAGGUGUUUGUGCAGGUCAAAGAGCUGUACAGAGGCCUCAACCCCGCCACGCUGUCCGGCUGCAUCGACGUGAUCGUGGUGCGCCAGCCCAAUGGCUCCCUGCACUGCUCGCCAUUCCACGUGCGCUUCGGCAAGAUGGGCGUCCUGCGCUCGCGGGAGAAAGUGGUGGACAUUGAGAUCAAUGGCGAGCCAGUGAGUUUGCACAUGAAGCUGGGGGAGAACGGAGAAGCCUUCUUUGUUAAAGAAGCUGAAAACACACUGGAAGUAGUUCCGGCCCACCUGGCGACGUCGCCCAUCAUGUCGACGGGUGAGGAGCUGAUGGAGUCCCAGUUGAGCAGGAGCAGCGCACGUCACCAUGACAGCAUGAUGUGCGGCUCGCUUCCGGUCCAGAGCGUCGGGCCGCAGCCGGGCGACGGGGGCGUGAACAAGAAGAGGAGGAAGAGAAGGAAGAAGGCCCGGCCAGAGGGAGGAGGAGGAAGAAGGGACGAAAGCGGAGAGGAGUUUUCGGGUGACGAUAACAUGUUCACUAUUGACCUGAGCUCUGAUGACGAGAGAGAAGUUGACGGUGGAAGAACUCUAUACAGUGAUCAAGGAUCUGCAGCCAACACGCACACCAGUACAGACAGGACACGUCCACAGAGACAUGUGAUUAAGGAGACUGCCUCCAUCCCGCCGUCCUGCGGUCUGUCCAUCUCUUGCCCGCAGCAGACGUCUCACUUCUCCUGCGACCUUAGCAACCCAGACGACUCUCUGUCUUCAACGCCCAAGAGCGACUCCGAGCUGGCCAGUGGGGCGAAAGACAACCCUGAGAUGCUGUGGACCUGGGGGGAGCUGCCACAGGCCGCUCAGCCACCCUUCCUGACUUCCCAUCGGAAGCAGGACUGUCCCACAUCGGUCUCCAUCCCAGUGUCCUCCAGCACUCACUUCAGGAGCAUCAGUGACGCCGGAACCCCCUCCCGACCUCUCUAUAUCUCUCAGCAAGGGGACAUGCAGGCUGACAGUCAAGGCAAGCAACCCAACGGUGGGAGUGGGGGAAGGAUUGCAGAAGAGCAUGGAAGAGCGGUGGAGAGUGUGGGUGCGUCCUGUGCAGAGAUGGAGAGUUUAACAGCAUGUUCAGUGGCUCCCAGCAUCAUCCCUGAUCAUCUGGACCAAGACAGGAGCAGAGGAAGUCCGAUUAGAAGAACGGAUUCACCUUCCAAGAGGAAAGAGAAAAGGAGCCAACAUCUUGGUGCUGAUGGUGUAUACCUGGAUGAUAUUACAGAGCUGGAGCCUGAAGUAGCUGCUCUGUAUUUCCCUAAAAGCGAUGGAGGCAGCAGUUCGAUGAAGUCGGACUCAGACGUGAUGACGAUGGACGUGCGGAGUGCAAAUCAGUCCCCACAGUCAGUGGGCAGCUGCGGGAUGGACAGCGGUGUGGACAGUCUCCUGGACCACAUGGGGGACCUCCCUCACGUAGCCAUCUCGCUGUGCGGCGGGCUCUCGGACAACAAGGAGAUUACGCGAGAACACUUCCAGGAGAGGGCAGUGUCGUACCAGCAGUUCUCCGAAAACCCUUCCCUCAUCGACGAUCCCAACCUGGUGGUGGAGAUUGGCAACAAGUACUACAAUUGGAAUACAGCGGCUCCAGUCAUGUUGGCCAUGCAGGUCUACCAGAAGCCUUUGCCACAGGCGUCCGUGGAGAACAUCAUGAAGGACAAGAUGCCCAAGAAGGGAGGACGAUGGUGGUUCUCCUGGAGGAGCAGGAACAGUGAAUCCAAAUCGGAGUCAGCGACAGAGGCCGCAGGAGACAGAGAAGAGAGUUCCGUUACCAUGGCGACAGCUCUCAGAAUGAAAGACGAGUCGUCCUCGAGUGACGAGGAGCACAGACCCCCUUUUGUGUCCGGAACUCGCCAGUCUGACGCCCUCCUUCCUUCUGGUAACGUUUGUUACAAGAAGACUCUUCGGCUCACCUCAGAGCAGCUGGUGAGCCUGCAGCUGAAGGAGGGUCCAAACGAGGUAGUGUUCAGCGUGACCACACAGUAUCAGGGCACGUGUCGUUGCCAUGGCACCAUCUACCUGUGGAACUGGGACGACAAACUGGUCAUCUCGGAUAUCGAUGGGACCAUCACCAGGUCAGACACACUGGGCCACAUCCUCCCCACGCUGGGUAAAGACUGGACCCACCAGGGCAUCGCAAGACUCUACCACAAAGUCAGCCAAAAUGGAUAUAAAUUCAUGUACUGCUCGGCGAGGGCCAUCGGUAUGGCGGACAUGACCCGAGGUUACCUGCACUGGGUCAACGAGAGGGGAACGAUGCUGCCGAUGGGCCCGGUGAUGCUCAGCCCCAGCAGCCUGUUUUCGGCAUUGCACAGGGAAGUGAUUGAGAAGAAACCCGAGAAGUUUAAGAUUGAGUGUCUCACGGACAUCAAGCACCUUUUCUAUCCCAAUACCGAACCUUUUUAUGCUGCUUUUGGCAACAGAGCUACAGACGUGUAUUCCUACAAGGAGGUGGGCGUUCCUCUCAACAGGAUCUUCACUGUCAAUCCAAAGGGGGAGCUGAUACAGGAACAUGCCAAAACUAACAUCUCCUCUUACGGGCGCCUGUGUGAGAUGGUGGACCACGUCUUUCCCGUCCUACUCCAAAAAGAAGGAGCCGACUUUCCCCGUUCGGACACUUUUAACCGGUGCGACUACUGGAGCGAGCGGCAUCGUGACGGCAGCAACCAGCACAGGGAAGAGGAAGAGGGGGACUUGCAGCUUCUGGAGAGCAGCUGAGCACGUGGAAAUAUAUGUUAUACAAGUGAGGAGAAGGCUUAAACCAAACUCAUAUCCAGAAUGUGUUUUAACACUGCCGUUGUUAUUCAAUAGCAAUCCUAUAAGCUCACAAUACAGGUCUUUAAAAUGUGAAGAAGUAAGAAAGAAAAGAGAAAAAAAAACCGAAUAACUGCAGUAUACCUCAAAAGUAGCACAGCAUGAACGAAUAAUGGAGAAUGACAGUAUCAAGACUCGUAUAUGGUACAAUGACUCGUUUACUGACUCGCAGACACACAGAAAAGCACAGCUAUUAUUUGUUCAAUCCUACUUAUAAAAUAUACAUACAAAAUCAUUGGCACUUAUCAUAUUAUCGAAGAGAAACCCUCCAUUCAAAUGCAGCUGUACCUCUAUACUGUAUAUCACCAGUGUUAAAUGACAAGCAUGAAGCUCCCAGUUGUGUUAAUCAGAAGAGAAAAAAAAUGUAAAUGAAAAAAAAACUAAACAAUUUGGAGCUACAGUACACUCUUGUUAAUGGACAGAGGCAAUAUACAGUAUAUAUAUAUAUAUAUAUAUAUAUAUAUAUAUAUAUAUAUAUAUAUAGCUAAUGAGAUCCCGUCGAAAAAUGCUGCCUUUUAUAAAGUAAUUGAUUAUUAUUCAUGAUAAUAAUAAUGUGGAUACAAUUAUACAAUUAUAGUUUUUUUUAUAUAUUGUUGCAUUAUAUAAUUCAUUUUCAUACAUUAUUUUAUGUUGUUUCUUUGAAUGUGUUGUUUCUGUUCAAUUUUGGGUUUUAAUAGAAAUGUAUUUGAUAUACAUUAUGUACAGUUCAUAGAUGAUUAUUAAUAGUAAUAGUAGUACCAGUAUAUUUAUCUAAUUUAAAGUCCCUGUAAAGUGAAAAUACAUGUCUUUUACAUUUGACACACCACAGAGAAGAGUGUUGUUAACAAUCGGGCCAAAUUGGAAUGAUUACGAAAAAAUCGGCCAGUAUAUAAAAUGAGGCUUCAAAAUGAGGCAUCCAAAUUGUUCACCUGCUCUCAGGUGUUGUGGGUGUGUCGGCUGAAUGCGCUGAAACCAAACUGCUGAUUUGUCAACAGUUAAUCAAACGCCACUACUACGACCCGGUUACUCCAUACAGCAUCUUUCUCAUGCCUAUACACAACUCCAUUUGAGAAAAAUAUAUUAGCUUAAAAGCCUCCGGUGGAGGGAAUAUAUCCCACAGGUAUAGAGCACCUCGUUGUCACGGCUUGGAAAAGUCCCGCAAUAACGAGGCGCUCUAAAGCAGCCACGCCAGCGCAAAGCUGGCUGUCAAAUCCGAUUCGCCUUUGUGAUGUGCAAGCGCUCAUGGCCAACAACGAGGCGCUCCAAAGCGGUCACAUCAACGGGCUAUCCGAAGUAAAAUUGGAUUUUCGCGGUGUCGGCAUAACUAGCUAACUGCGCGUUGCAACUGCAGCAGAUAAACGCUGAUGCGGACGAAGUCGUUCAAGUUCUUAUACUGUGCGUGAGGAGCGACUCCUGUUAGAUACCGUAGUGGGUCAUCGGGCACCGUUUUAGCCACACACACCCAAAAAAUCAGCAAAACUGAAAUGUUGAAAAACAGUCUAACCCUAUGUCUCCACAAUUGAGUACCACAUAGUUCUCGGUCUCUGCACAUUUUCAGGAUUGAUCUUAAAACAUAUAUUACAAAACAGAUCUCUGAAUUCACUUCACGGGGUCUUUAACUACAUGACAUGACAUUAUUAUCUUUGUGAAGUUGUCUCAGUAGAUUGUGAAGGUGUACCUAAUGAAGUGCCAGACCUCAACCCGAAAAGACAGCGGUGAGCGCUGUCUUUCAACGUGUCGCCUCAAUCCAUUCGUGCGUGCCGAUAAACAAAAGUGGUCACGUGACCGCGCUCCUGUGAAAAUGUGAGCGUUAUACACGCAGGACAAUGCAAUUGAUGCCAUGGAGUAAUGUGCACGUGUGUACACUCUGCGUUACUGUUAUCAAUACUAUCAAUGCAACUUUUUAUAGCAGGACUCAAUCACUGCUAUGUGAAAUACUAUUUUGUUUUGUAUGUGUUGCAUUCAUUGGGACGCAUGCAUGUUCACUCACACCUCGCUGGGAAGGCCACUGUAAAUAGGAAACAACGUUCUGUAUUAAAUUACUUUGCUAAUGAUUGGUGCUCACGAAAGCAAUAGAAUUAGUGUUCUAAGUGGUGUAAACUUGGUGCAACAACUAAUAUGCAGUCAAUUAGCACUUGUUUAAGUUGAGUAAAAUGCAAAUUGAAUGUUUCUGAAUGCACUCAACGGACUAACUGACUCCCUGAUGUUCAUGUGUUUUUAGUAUUGUGGUUAUGUUCAGAAAAUGGGCUUUUUGUGUGUGUGCGCACGCGCGUGCGUGUAUGUGUGUGCCAUUUUUAUUGUAACAUUGCUAUGCAUUAUCGUAAUAUAAUAACACCGUCAUUGACUGGUCACCUCAUUUCUGUUAGGAAGUGCAUUGUUUUUUCUCAUCAUUAUGAUGAUUAAGUGUGUGUGUGUGUUUGGGUGUGUGUGUGUGUGUGUGUGCGUGUUCAUAAUUACGGGAAAAUAUUUAAAGCAUCAAAUGCAAUCCACUUCUCGAGAUUUUUAUUGGGCAUUUUUAUGAUGAUUUAAUUCUUUCUGUGAAAGAUCUAAUAAAAGUAUUGAGAUGUU